Molecule: messenger RNA, 7021 nt
Organism: Manis pentadactyla (Chinese pangolin)
Lineage: Eukaryota; Metazoa; Chordata; Mammalia; Pholidota; Manidae
Gene: ZFAT
Product: zinc finger and AT-hook domain containing
Exons: 21
Coding region: 2658-6347 (1229 amino acids)
Biological process (GO): regulation of DNA-templated transcription
Molecular function (GO): RNA polymerase II cis-regulatory region sequence-specific DNA binding; DNA-binding transcription factor activity, RNA polymerase II-specific
Source: RefSeq, a predicted model, not a curated record
GCGUCCCCUCCCCCCGAGGCGCUCCCGGCGCGCGCGACGGAUGGGCGCGGGCGCUGGCGGGUAGGGGCUGCGGCCGGCGGGCCGUUUCAUCGCGCGACCCCCGACUCCUUCGCCCAACCCCUCGGCGAGAGCCCGCCAGGGACCUGUAGAAUUGGGCAAAUCAGCACUUACUCAGCAUAUCCCCCUCCUGUAGGUCUCAUUGACCUUGGUGCCACUGUGGAGGUCAUGUGUUCAUGGAAAUAAACAGUUCCUGACCAGUUUACUCCAGCCUUUACUCUAACCAAUACAUACGAUGCAGAAUUCAAGUCCAAGAGCGGAGAAGUUACUUCUUGCUCAAGGUCACACAGUGCUGGCAGCCAAUAGAGUUUUUUGAAACAAAGCAUCUACGUGCACUGGUGUUGGUAAGCCAAAACUUGGAGCCCAGAGGGUGGGAUGGAUACUUCUCCAGGAGGGGGCGGCUCUGAGGAAGGGCGAAGUGAGCAGAUGCUGAGCCCCAAGCCCGCCGGUGAGCACCUCGAGCUGCGCCUCGUUGUCUGGUGGGAAGUGGGCCCUGGGUGAGGCCAAGAGAUUUGCCCCAAAACAAACUCUCAUAACAGUUACUUGAGGGAAUGCGUGACGGAGACACAAUUGGAGAAUGGCAGUUCUGGAGCUUGAAACUUGGUCCGUGCGACAGAAACCUGUGCUUCUAUUCCAAUGCUGUCCACCAACUGUAUGUACCAGUCUCCGCCCCUCCUCUAGCUCUCAACUUCUAUUGCUCUGCCUGAAGGACACAGACCACCAGAUGGACUGUGGUGACAAAAUCCAAUAAUGUCAGAACUAUUGCAAAGUAUCUGGCUCCCUUUCUUUCCAGUAUUUCGUUUCAAGUGAGAGUAAGCAUAGUUCUGCUCAGACGACACCAUCCUGUUCAGGUUCCCUUUGGCUUAUUUUUGCACAAGGGCCUUGUUUUUCAUCCUGCAUGUGGGACAUAAUGGAUGCUUUGGCCUGAAGCAUGUAGUUCAUUUAACGGUUCAAAUCCUCUUCCUCCUUUACCCUUCUUCCCCCAGUUACCAUUGUUCUGUGCUUCAUUAUAAAACAAAUAACUUCUUUCCACUAUACUGACCCCAAAUAUUACAUCAAUUCACUUGUGUCACUGAAAGGCGAGUGUUUAUUCAGACUGGCUUCAAACAAAGGCUACUUUGUUGAGGCUAUGACUGCAGCAAGCUAGCAGAUUACCUUUAAUAGGACAGGUUGCUUUGUAUUUGUAAAAUGGCAGUGUCUUUUGUCACCAUGAUAUGUUGGGGGCACAUAAUUGCACCAACCUAACAAAUAGCCUGUUGUCAUUUUUAUCUGUAUUUACUUCUAGUUUUGCCCAUCUUUUAUCACUGUAUUUACAGAAUUGUUGUGUAGUUAUAAUUUUAUAUUGUUUGUUUCAUUUACUUCAAAUAUUUUUCCAUGCUGUUAAGCUGGACUUCACUGUUUUAAUUGCCACUUUAUAUUCAACUAGCAUUUGUUGAUUCAUUUGUUGAACAUUUAUUUAAUAACUACUUACUGUGGCUUUCUCCCAGUGUUUAUUAUUGUAAGUCAUUUAAGAUAUACCUUGUGCACAAACCUCCCUUAAUCUUUUGGAUUAUUUUCUUAGGAUAAAUUCCUCAAGGAUCAUUGGAUGAGCGUCUUUAUAGCUCUUAAAGCUAACACCCAAGCAUGUGUGAAUGUAUCACUGAAUCUGUUUUCUUAUGAUCUUAGCCAUUCAGGAGAUAAAAUCCAUACUUUUCUGUAAAUACAGGGCCCUUCCACACACUGGCUUUUGCCUGUCUCUCCCUCUCAUUUCUCAACAUUCCCCAACUUGCCAUUUCCCUCCCUUCCACCCAAACAAAAUGCAGAUAGCUUUUGAUGUGCAAGAUACCUCGGUUUGAACAUGAAAUUGCUACUCCCAAAGGUGAUGUGCAGAAGCAGAAUGCUGGACAAAUGGCCAAACAGUUGUUAUAAACCAAUAUCCUCUUUGCUUAGUACUGUGAAUGGAAAUGUGUCCCUCCACAUUCCUGUGGUGAAACCCUGAUCCCCAUUGUGAUGGAGGUGAGGGCUUUGGGUGGUGCUUACCUAAGGUCAUAAGGGUGGGGCCCCCACUGUAGAAUUCAUGUCCUUCUUACAAGAAGGAGGCCUGGAGCUCUGUGUCUGUCAGUCUGUCUGUCUCUCUCUCUCUCUGCCAUGUGAGGACAUAACAAAAAGACAUCUGCAAGCCAGGACAAAGGCCCUCACAGGAACCUAACUAGCUGACACCUUGAUCUUGGACUUCCCAGACUCCAGAACUAAAAUAACGGUCAACAGGAACAUAUGUUCAAGAUGUUUCAAGACGGCUAAUGGGUGAGACUGCCGUGCGAGGGAGUCACUGAGUGGAGGCCUCCGGGUGGACGGGAGCGUGAGCCUGAAGGCGCCCCUGCAGGUUCAGGAGAUGGGCAUUCGGCCAGCAGAGGCUGAUACUCGGAUGAUUCCAGCAGAGAAAUGUCAGAAUAAUGUGAGAGAGAGCUCUCAGAGCAGUGUCGGGGUGGACAGGCUGGAAGCAAGGAUCCUGGCUAGGAGACUUGCACGAAGUGAAGUGUGAUGAAGGCUUGCGAGAAUGGAGAGCAUGAGGAACAUGAUGACAAAGUGAGGGAGAACUCAGAGAAAAUACGGCUAUCUUCAUGUGUAAAUGUUGUAACCUCUUCUCACCAAGUCAAUCUGAACUCCUCUCCCAUGUCUCUGAGAAGCACACAGAAGAAGGGGUCAAUGUCGAUGAGAUCAUCAUUCCUCUUAAGCCUCUGAGUACUCCUGAACCGACCAACCCAAGCAAAACAGGAGAUGAGUUUUUGGUCAUGAAGAGGAAGAGAGGCAGGCCUAAGGGGUCCACGAAGAAGCCCAGCGCUGAAGAGGAGCUGGCAGAGAACCUCGUUAGCCUGAGUGCGGACAGCCCGCUGGCCCCGGAGGCGGAGAGCAGCCUGGUCCCCAGCAGCCUGGAGUGCCCCAAGUGCUGCCGGAAGUUCUCCAACACGCGCCAGCUGCGGAAGCACAUCUGCAUCAUUGUGCUGAAUCUGGGCGAGGAGGAGGGGGAAACAGGUAAUGAAUCUGACCUUGACCUGGAAAAGAAGUACAAGGAAGAUGACCGAGAAAAGGCUCCGAAGAGACCGCGGACGCAUAGAACAGAGAAGGUGCAGAAGAUCUCGGGAAAGGAGGCUGGGCUGAUUCCUGGAGUGAAGAAACCCAUCAUAAGUGUGGUUUUAACUGCACAUGAAGCUAUUCCAGGUGCUACCAAGAUUGUUCCAGUGGAGGCCGGGCCCCCGGAGACAGGAGCUGCCAACCCAGAGGCCUCCACGGCUGACCUGGCACCUCGGAGAGGGUACCAGGAGUAUGCCAUUCAGCAGACACCAUAUGAACAACCCAUGAAGUCAAGCAGGCUAGGGCCCACCCAGCUCAAGAUCUUCACUUGUGAGUACUGCAACAAGGUCUUCAAAUUCAAGCACUCGCUGCAGGCGCAUCUGAGGAUCCACACCAACGAGAAGCCAUACAAGUGCUCCCAGUGCAGUUACGCCAGCGCCAUCAAGGCCAACCUCAAUGUGCACCUGCGUAAACACACUGGCGAGAAGUUUGCCUGCGACUACUGCUCUUUCACCUGCCUGAGCAAAGGCCACCUCAAGGUGCAUGUGGAGCGGGUGCACAAGAAAAUCAAGCAGCACUGCCGUUUCUGCAAGAAGAAGUACUCCGAUGUCAAGAACCUCAUCAAGCACAUCCGAGACGCACAUGACCCGCAGGACAAGAAGGUCAAGGAAGCCCUGGAUGCACUCUGCCUGUUGACGCGGGAGGGCAAGCGGCAGCUGCUGUACGACUGCCACAUCUGCGAGCGCAAGUUCAAGAACGAGCUGGACCGUGACCGCCACAUGCUGGUCCAUGGCGACAAGUGGCCCUUUGCCUGCGAGCUCUGCGGUCACGGGGCCACCAAGUACCAGGCGCUGGAGCUGCAUGUCAGGAAGCACCCCUUUGUGUACGUCUGUGCCAUAUGCUUUAAGAAGUUCGUCAGCUCCAUCCGGCUGCGCUCCCACAUCAAGGAGGUACACGGGGCUGCCCAGGAGACCCUGGUCUUCACCAGCUCCAUCAACCAGAGCUUCUGCCUCCUGGAGCCCGGCGGGGACAUCCAGCAAGAGGCCUUGGGGGGCCAGCUGCAGCUGGCGGAAGAAGAGCUUGUGUUCCAGGGGGUGAAUGCACCCAGGGAGGAGGUGUGCCCCAGAGCCGCUCAGCCCGAGGAGGCGCAGAGGGAGCCGGAGGCCCGCGCGGAAGGGCUGGCCCUGCCCGCGCUUUCAGCCACCCGCAGGGCCCAAAGUGCCGCCCUGCCACCCUGCGAGCUGGAAGCUGCUGUGGUCUCCUCCGACCUUCAUCCUCAGGAGGGCGUGGCAGAUGAGUUUUUGAUGAAAAAUGAUACCUCGUCUGCUGAGGUUCCUGCUCUUCCUGAGAAGACUGGGGACACCCAGCACAGUGGCACCACCCAGACUCAGGGAGGUGGAGUCCAGCUGCUGCUGUCCAAGGCCGGAGGAACUGAAGCAAACCUGGGGACCCAGGGAGCCAAGGGCCUCUUGGGAGAGGGGCUAAGAGUGGCCGCCCCUGCAUCCGAUGGACCAGAUUCCAGCAGGUGUCUCAGGGCCCACCCAGCCGAGGCCUCCAGCCUUCCUCCAGUGGCUGGUGACAGGGACACAGCCCUGUACCAGCCUGACUCUUGCACACCCAUGUCUGAGCACUGGGCUGGCAUCCCUGCGUUCAUGAAGAUCCUGGAUGGUUUACAGAAGAGGCAGAUGAACACCAGCUUGUGCGAGAGGAUCCGGAAGGUGUAUGGGGACCUGGAGUGUGAAUACUGUGGCAAGCUUUUUUGGUACCAAGUGCAUUUUGACAUGCAUGUCCGCACGCACACCCGGGAACAUCUGUAUUACUGCUCACAGUGUCACUAUUCCUCCAUCACCAAAAACUGCCUUAAGCGCCAUGUGAUCCAGAAACACAGUAACAUCUUGCUGAAGUGCCCCACUGAUGGCUGCGACUACUCGACUCCAGACAAAUACAAACUGCAGGCACAUCUGAAAGUCCACACUGAGCUGGACAAAAGGAGUUAUUCUUGUCCUGUCUGUGAAAAGUCUUUUUCAGAAGAUCGGUUGAUAAAGUCACAUAUCAAGACCAAUCAUCCUGAGGUCUCCAUGAGCACCAUUUCUGAGGUUCUUGGGAGGAGGGUUCAGCUGAAAGGGCUGAUUGGAAAGAGAGCCAUGAAGUGCCCGUAUUGUGAUUUCUACUUCAUGAAGAAUGGCUCAGACCUUCAGCGCCAUAUUUGGGCUCACGAAGGUAUAAAACCAUUCAAAUGUUCUCUGUGUGAGUAUGCAACUCGCAGCAAGAGUAACCUCAAGGCUCACAUGAAUCGUCAUAGCACUGAGAAAACCCACCUAUGUGACAUGUGUGGCAAGAAAUUUAAAUCAAAAGGGACGUUGAAAAGUCAUAAGCUCCUUCACACUGCUGAUGGGAAGCAGUUUAAGUGCACAGUGUGUGACUACACGGCGGCCCAGAAGCCACAGCUGCUGCGGCACAUGGAGCAGCAUGCCUCUUUCAAGCCUUUCCGCUGUGCCCAUUGCCAUUAUUCGUGCAACAUAUCAGGCUCUCUGAAGCGGCACUACAACAGGAAGCACCCCAGCGAGGAGUAUGCCAACGUGGGUACUGGUGAGCUGGCAGCCGAGGCGCUCAUCCAGCAAGGUGGUUUGAAGUGUCCUGUUUGCAGCUUUGUGUAUGGCACCAAAUGGGAGUUCAACAGGCACCUGAAGAACAAGCACGGCCUGAAGUUGGUGGAAAAUGAAGGAGACCCCAAGUGGGAGCCAGCAACAGAAACUCCUGAGGAGCCUUCCACCCAAUAUCUGCACAUCACAGAAGCCGAAGAGGAUGUCCAGGGAACUCAGGCAGCGGUGGCUGCACUCCAGGACCUGAGAUACACCUCUGAGAGUGGUGACCGGCUUGACCCCACAGCUGUGAACAUCCUGCAGCAGAUCAUCGGGCUGGGCGCCGAGAGCCACGAUGCAGCUGCUGUCGCUUCGGUGGUGGCCGUGGCCCCAGGGACUGUGACCGUUGUGAAACAGGUAACCGAUGAGGAGCCCACCUCCAAUCACACGGUCAUGAUCCAGGAGACCCUCCAGCAGGCGUCUGUGGAGCUGGCCGAGCAGCACCACCUGGUGGUGUCCUCUGACGAUGUGGAGGGCAUCGAGACAGUGACUGUCUACACGCAGGGCGGGGAGGCCUCGGAGUUCAUCGUCUACGUGCAGGAGGCCGUGCAGCCCGUGGAGGAGCCGGCCAUGGGGCAGCUGGCCCAGGAGAUCUAGAGGAGAUGCAGCGUCCACCGAAUGCCUUGGGGCAGGGCCAGGCUCCACAGGGUACUCGGGCAAGGGAGGCCAUGGAAUGGAGCUCUCCUCUGCACUUCCUGCCCAGGCGGCCAGAUGGGGCUCUCCUCAUCUACUUGGGGUGGACAAGGCGACUGGUCCAAUCACCAGCAAUAUAGGCCUUACAGCCCCAGCACAGAUACACCCCGUUCCCCCAUAUCAUCUGCUUCAGGAAAGACUUCUGCAUCAGCUCCCCAAACAUGGCAUUGCACCCUUUGCUUCAGGACUCAGAGACCCCCAGUCUCCACCAGCACCUUCCCUGAAUCACAUCCCCAACUAUCGCAAGCCCAUCCAUGUGCCAAGUCUUCAUCUGGGACCGCUGUGCAGCCUGCUGGAAGGGAGACAGCAUCACAGAGAAAGUGACCAUAUGGCUUUUGAAACACCUCCUGGUGGGAAGGGGGACAGGGUCCUGGCUUUGUCUACAAAGUUCUACCUUCCCCAAGUAUCGAGGAUACCAGUUGUCUCACGAAUUAACCAGGUGUGAUGACUUGCCAGUCCCAUCUUAGGUCGGCUCUCAGCCUUCUGUCUUGGAAUUCUUUUGCUUUUUAAAAUGCACUUUUACUAUUCACCUCCCGUUCUAAGGUGAGGGGGAUAGAAUAAAGACAUUGUCUGCCUGA